AUGAAAUUGGUUAAAAUGAAAUUGAGCGUUGGAAAUAAUAUUUCUCUGACUGUUGUGGCUGUGAGAAGUUUCAUUCUGACCGUGCACUAUUUUACUUUUCAUUUAUUUUUCUUAUUUUCAGCAAGUCUCCAGCUCAACUGUGAUAAGGGGAAGAUCACAGCACACAUUGGGGGAGAAUUCCUUCUUAUCUGCACGUAUGACACAAAACAUUUCCUCUUCAGUAAGAAGUACUGGUGCCGUGGGGACUCCAGAAGCACGUGCGAGAUUGUAGUGGAUUCAGAAAAUACAGCUCGAACUAUAAAUAGCCACAGGUCCCACAUUGUUGAUACAGGAAGGAGAGGGCUGUUUGUGAAAAUCACAGAUCUAAGAUUUGACGACAGCGGAGUGUACUGGGUUGGGAUUGAAAGGCCGUACACUGAUGUCAUGACUUCAGUUAAAGUGGUUAUCACUGAAGUUCCAGUAUCUAAACCCAGACUUUGGCCCCUGAGCCCUCUGGCGGACAGGCCGACAUGCUGGGGGCAGCCGGCGACGGUGCGCUGUGGUUGCACGAGGGGCACUGCUGUUCGUUACACCUGGUUUCAAAACGCUCACGGCGAGGACAUCCUGCUUCAUCACUCGUCAGACUUACACUUACACUGCGGCACAGUGGAUGAGGGCGGCGAGUACUACUGUAUAGCAGGGAAUGACGUAAGCAGUCAGAGGAGUGAUGUCCUGUCUGUGCAGGUUCUGACGACUGCAGACAGCAGCUGCAUCUAUGUCAUUAAUAUGCAGGGCCAAUCCAUUUAUGACUGUGCGGACAGAAUGAGCACGACCACGGCCACAACUCCACCUCCGACAACCUGCCAGGCUCCCACGAUCACCUAUCCUAACACAGGAAACCAGUCUCUACAAAUCAAUCAAACUUCUGGAGAUUUGUUUUUCAGCAGGGCAUGGACAGGGGAGCCAUUUUGGUAUUUACUGCUCCGCUGGGGAUCUUUUGCAUUCUUGCUGAUAUUUCUGUGCACUGCAAUCAAAUGUACAAAAGCAAGAAAAAAGCGUGUCAAGAGGCGGGCUCGCUGCAGGCAGAUGCACCAUGUGGCAAAUUCGAUUUGUGAAGAAGACGGCUCGUUUCCUUCUGUGGUCACGUUUUCCUUCGAUACAAACAUUUCACACCGCGGUCUCAAAGUUUGUUUCCAAGUGGUGGGCAAUUUCAGUUUACCAGAAAGUUGCGUCACGGUUUGUGAGGCCGAGCCCAUUUCCGACAUCGGUGCAGCAGAGAAGCAGAGAAGCCUUCCUUUCUUCGGCCGCAGCCAUUGUGUCCGCCUCUUCGUACUUCACUGGUUGGUCUUGGUGCCACUGCCUAUGUAUGCGAUCGCUCUGGAGUCGGAGCACGCAUCUGGAGAUCUCUCAAAAAUCGCUCAAGACUGUGCCAGACCUGCUGGAGGACCCAACAUGCAUUUAAACAUCCUUAAAGAAAUUUUCACCGAUGGGGAUCAAGCAGACUUUGAAUGUGAUAUUGGUUACACUUCUGCAGGAGGGUCCUCAUCCAUUACUUGUACUGCUGGCAGUUGGAAUACGGUGACGCUGAAAUGCGAGAGGAGAAACUGUGGCUAUCCUGGAGAAGUGCUGCAUGGAGAAAUUCAUUACCCUAAAGAGAAUUUGUUUGGUGAUCAUAUUGAGAUCACUUGCUAUGAAGGUUACAGAUUGGUUGGUAACAGUAGAAUCACCUGUGGAGCAGCAGGGUGGAUGGGCAUGUUGCCGAGAUGUGAAGAGGUGACUUGUGAUGAGGCACCUCAGGUUAAGGAUGCCACCUUCACUCCAUACAAAGACACCUAUAACUAUGGAGAAGUUGUACAGUACAGUUGUCAAAGUGGUUUGACACUCAAUGGAUCAGCUUCAAUAGAAUGUUCAGAUGAUGGAACAUUUAAACCUGAUCCCCCAACAUGUAUCAGAGUUCAGUGUGAAGAUCUUCACAACCCAAAUCUAGUCUGGGUGAGUGGUUCUCAACCACCUCAUGGAUACAAGGCUACGCUCAUGUGCAAGUGCAGAACUGGAUACAGAAUCGUCGGGCAGCCUACCUUGACAUGUGACAUAAACAGUCAGUGGUCACCUGGACUUCCAAGAUGCGAGGCUGCUGCCGCCAGCUAUGGAGUCCUUCGCUGGUCACAACAAGGCCGUCAGAAGCGCCUUGUUGAAGAGAAAGCUACAAAACAUGAAGAGGAAGUAGCUCUCUUGGGGCUGAAGCAGAGUCCAACUGGCAGUGGUCAAGCCUCAGGGGAGGGGCACCGUGGACAAGUCCCCAGAAAGCGUGAGGCCAAACCCAUUUCCGACAACAAAGCAGUGGAGAAGAAGGAGCCUUCCUCUCUUCGGCCGCAGCCAUUGUGGCAGUCUCUUCGUACUUCACUGGACUUUCCAGUUGCCAUCAUGGGCGUCACUGACCUCCUACUACUGAGCUGUCUGGGAUUUGCCAUCACUGCUCAUGCUCAAGGCUGUGCCAGACCUGCUGGAGGACCCAACAUGCAUUUAAAGGACGAAUACAUCCUUAAAGAAACUUUCGCUGAUGGGGAUCGAGCAGUCUUUACAUGUGAUGUUGGUUACAUAUCUGCAGGAGGGUCCUCAUCCAUUACUUGUUCUGCUGGCAGUUGGAAUACGGUGACACUGACAUGCAACAGGAGAAACUGUGGCUCCCCUGGAGAAGUGCUAAAUGGACAAAUUCAUUACCCUCAAGAGAAUUUGUUUGGUGAUCAUAUUGAGAUCACUUGCGAUGAAGGUUACAGAUUGGUUGGUAAGAGUACAAUCACCUGUGGAGCAGAGGGUUGGAUGGGCAGGUUGCCGAGAUGUGAAGUGGCAAUUUGUGAUGAGGCACCUCAGGUUAAGGAUGCCACCCUCACUCCAUACAAAGACCCCUAUAACUAUGGCGAUGUUGUACGGUACACUUGUCAAAGUGGUUUGACACUGAUUGGAUCAGCUUCAAUAGAAUGUUCAACUGAUGGAACAUUUAAGCCUGAUCCCCCAACAUGUCACAGAGUUCAGUGUGAAGAUCUUGACAUCCCAAAUCUAGUCUGGUUGAGUGGUUCUCGACCACCUCAUGGAUACAAGGCUAGGCUCACGUACAAUUGCAGAACUGGAUACAGAAUCGUCGGGCAGUCUACCUUGACAUGUGACAUAAACAGUCAGUGGUCACCUGAACUUCCAAGAUGCGAGGUGGUGACUUGUAAUCCCCCACAUGUGGUGGUGAAUGGUUCUUUCAGUCCAGUCAAAGAAGUCUAUAAAUAUGGAGACGUUGUUCAGUACAGUUGUAAGACGAAUUUAAGACUCAGUGGAUCAAACUCAGCUUCAUGUUCAGAUGAUGGAACAUUUAAGCCCGCUCCUCCAACAUGUAUCAUGGUUUGUAGUCGCCCACCUCUGGUCGCGAAUAGGAUUUUCAGUCCAGACAAAGAAGUCUAUAACUAUAAAGACGUUGUUCAGUACAGUUGUCAAACAGGUUUUAGACUCAGUGGAUCAAACUCAGCUUCAUGUUCAGAUGAUGGAACAUUUAAGCCCGCUCCUCCAACAUGUACCAUGGUGACUUGUAAUCGCCCCCCUCUAUCGGAGCAUGGUUCUCUCAGUCCGGUCAAAGAUUCCUAUACAUAUGGAGACGUUGUUCAGUACAGUUGUCAAACAGGUUUUAGACUCAGUGGAUCAAACUCAGCUUCAUGUUCAGAUGAUGGAACAUUUAAGCCCGCCCCCCCAACAUGUACCAAAAUCCCACCUGUCCCCACAAAGAAACCAGCCAUUCCCUGUGUCUAUCCUUUCAUCAAACAUGGCUACCUGACUGGUGUUGAACAACCCCAUUACAGAGUCGUUGUUGUGGUCAAGUGUCGAUGGUUCUAUUACAUUGAAGGGGAGUCUGUCUUGACAUGUGAGGCAGGUGGUCUGUGGUCACAUUCUCCCCCAACAUGCGCAUUAAGUGGUGGAAAAGUGACAUGUGUGGUUCUGUUAGUAGUUGUAAUAGUUGCUAUCAUCAUUUACGUUAUACUGAUCUGCUGUGGAAUCGUGCCACCCCCUUUUGGAAGAAAAAGAUGUCAGAAGCGNCUUAAGGAGUGUGGAACAAAUGACCAAGAGGGAAAAUCUCUCCCGGAUGGCAUGGGGCUGAUGGAGACCGGAAACGGCGAUGGUCAAACCGCUAACGAAAAGUCGCCAGUUGUGAGCUCGGACAAAGUGUGACAAUAAAGCGUGGCCAUCCUGUUCGCCCAAAGAAUUGGCUGUAGAAGCGACCAGAUGAGAAGAGGAAUGUCGCUGGACUCCUUGAAUGUUUUCAUGCUGUCCAUGUGCAUGUGAUGGCACAGGCCAAUAGCAUUUCCUGAGUGUUUUUUUUUUUUUCUGAACCCCAAUCUGAGAUUCAUAAUCCUCAGAAAAAUUGAGCGCAAUCCUUCGCUUAUGCUUUAAGUGGCUCCUCUGAGGAGUUGACAGUCAUGUCCAUCUUUGAUUGACCACUCAUUUUCAGUAGUUUAGUAAUAAUUGGCUUCACAAGUGUUAUUUUCUAUUCUGUAAUUAUGAAGGAAUGAGGGUUAGGCCAUGUUAAUGUUAAACUUCACUUGCACUAAAGCCCGGGGCACGGCUCAGCUCAUCAGUUACACCAAUGGCUUAUAUAAUGAGCAUAAUCAGUAAAGAAUAUUUGUAUUGUUCACCUUAAAUACAGCUGGUUGCUAUCUUACAAACCAGUCCUGUAGAUUCAGUCUUCACCAUGACCAAGAUGACAGUGGGUUCUGUGAAACAGUCCCUUAUUUAGUGCCUGAACAUAUAAGAUAUGUUCCAUAUGCCUUAAUACAGGCGAGUGUUGUGGCUCGUCUUGUGAUUUGUGUGUUUGCCCGCGUGUUGCAUAAAUGUCAGUCUUGUUGAUCGGCCUGGUUAAUUAAGGCUUGAUUGAGGGCCUUUCUGAGCUUCCUGUUUAAUGUGUAAAUAAUAGUUUGUUGUUUCAUGUUGAUACAUUUGUGCCCUGUAACUUCACCACAUUAAGAGAAUCAAUUUUUGAUCACAAAGACGUGAUUUGUUUUAUCGUUGCCUCUUUUCUGAUUGUCAGUUUCAGUUCAGUAACAGUAGAAGAGCAGAAAUACUUUGAGUAUUGCAACACAAAUAUUUGUGUCUGUUGUUACACAAAGAUGUAUAGACUGUCAUCACUGAAAAUUUUGCCUGCGCCUCGCUAAUCUUUAUUUAUUGAACUCGUGUGUGUGAGAGAAAAAAAAGAAAUGUUACUCUUUUUGUAUUGGUUUGAAGCUGCUUGUUAUGCCUGUACUUUUUUAAUUCAACUGAUGAAAUAAAACAGUAACAAAGACUCACCACUGUGUGCACAAUCAACUCUUCACGUACGUCAAUAAAUCUAACACGUAAAAUA
Messenger RNA from Acanthopagrus latus (yellowfin seabream), 5353 nucleotides. RefSeq names its product sushi, von Willebrand factor type A, EGF and pentraxin domain-containing protein 1-like. NCBI's taxonomy places the organism in Eukaryota, Metazoa, Chordata, Actinopteri, Spariformes, Sparidae. The record is from RefSeq and is a predicted model, not a curated record. The transcript has 33 exons. The coding region runs from base 1 to 4185 and encodes 1394 amino acids.